GACAAGGAGGGGAGGUAUUGGGGAUGGUCUCUGCUUCUUAAACUCCUUAAACAUGAGUGAAUCAGUCCCUCCCACAAUAGUGCCCUGAUCUGGAUCCUUUAGCACCUAUGCGGUGUCUGUCUGAGGACAAGGCUAGGGGCUGAGCUGGAGUGAUUCCUUCUAGUAAGAGAAGCCACUUGCUACAGCUGCUGACAGGGCCAGGAAGCUUUGCAGCCUCUACACAAGCCAACUGCAGGUGGCCCUUAUAAGCUGGUGAUCACCUAGCAUUUCUCACUGCUUGUUAAGUAGGCCUUUAAGUCAAACAGUUGCAAGGAGACCCACAGCAGGGCUAGGUGAAAAUAUGCAAGGACUGGGAAGAACUAAAAAACAGAAAGAGUCAGUGAAGACAGAAUUUAAAGACGAACAGAAGAGAUUCUUACAACAUAACUUAAAAGAUGAAAUGUCUAAAAACAAUUUGUUUUUGAUUCCAAAAGAUCUUAAGGGAAACGAUUUUUCCUCUGACCAAGAUGAUCAAUGUAACCCUCCUCAAGUACUUAAACAGCCUGCUGUUUCAUCAUCUAAACACUCUAAUCAUGCCUAUCCUUUUGCAUCCAGUAAAUAUGUUCUUGACCAUAGUUGUCCAGCAACUGACCUUGAAUAUGAUCCAUUGCUAAAUUAUUCUGCAGGCUUACUUAGCUCUUCUUUAGCAAAAGAGGAUGAAAAUGACAAACAGCAAUUUCAGCAAAUGGAAGCAUCUCCUUGUGACAAUCAACAGAUGUUUUUGGAGACUGUAUUUGAAAACAAACAUGGUUCUCCAAAGAAGAGAGCAAGGAGCUCUUCACCUAUAAAACUUGAAAUAAACCUCCAAGAAUCUGAUGACGAUGAUGUUCUUGUAAUUGAUGUUCCUCCGUUGACUCUCACUAAGAAGCCAAAAAUAAGUAGGAGCUAUAAAAAAUUGGAAUGGGAAGAAAAAUGUGCUUUUGUAACCCUUGCAGAUAAUCUGCAGAACAGAGACAGAGCAGAAGAAUGCAAGUAUGCAGAGGAAAAAAGAACAUUGGGCAGUGGAGGUCUACAGAAAGAUAACGAGGGUUUAGGCAACACUGAAGAAACACUGAAAAUGUCAUCAAAAACUCAAAGCACAAACUUUCUGGAUGUGAAAAGCGAUAUUUUAAAGGUUUCUAAUAACCUCCAGGAACACAGUAACACUCUUACUAAUUCUACUGAAAAUAACAUGCCUUCACUUUAUCAUACUGUGGUAGGAAUGCAGAAAGAGACAUUGAAUACAGGUAGCACACAGACUGAAAUACCCGUGAAAACAUCUAAUGUUGAAGAACAUACUAAUUAUAACUUCCCAAGCACCCAAAGUAUGGUCCAGAGAAGUUGGUGUUCUGAAGAUAGUUUAAAAGAUAAAUCUGCAGUAAACCGGGGUAUUCCUAAGAAAUUAUCAGAAAAUACAAAUGAAGCUCUGCGUAGCUGGGAAAAUGGGAGACAUAAACUGCUGGACAACAUAUCUAGCCAUCCAUCUGAUAAAUUAAAUUUGUUCAAAGAAACUGGUCCUGAUACAGGUGUCUUAAUUAAAAACUUUAAGGAAGGAAGUGAUAGUUGUAGGAUUCAAGCUAACAGCAAAGAAAGUGAAAUAAUUGUAUUAGAUUCUUCUUCUGAAGAGAUGGAUUAUAGUGAAGAGGAUUCAUCGGUCUCUGAAUCGGAUGAUCCCACAGAAGAAUGCCGGAGAAUUUUCAAUGAGUUUGUUGAAAGUGAAGCACUGAAGGAAAAGAUGGCUAACCAGGCCCAUGGAAUAAAUACUGAAGCUGAGGCAUUGGAUUCCAAGACAAAUACAGGUUUUGGGCAGAAGAAAAGAAUUGCUCAUACUGCAAAAUUUGAUGUACAAACUAGCAAAGAAAUAAUUGUGCCUUUUAAAGCACCUCCUCCACAGCAGGCCAAUGCCAGAAUCCUGCAGGUACAGCACCAGGCAGCGCAGAUAACAGCUGCUGUUAAGAGUGGCCAAGCUUUUGUUGCUGCAACUUCUGGGCAGAAGAAAAAUGUGUCUGGAUCAUCAAUGACUCAGAGUCAAAGUGUAGGAUCAAUGGUCUCUUUAAAUAUGCUUGAAGUUCAGCCUGUUGCAACCAGUCAACUGAAUGUGGUUCUACAAGGAAAUGCUGUAAUGGGAAUGCCAUACAGAUCUUCUACUCUCUCGGUAAAAAGGACUGCACCCAUGCCUAUGAAGGUUUCUACACGGAGGAGGCCUUCUGUAAUUCCAGAAUCCGGAUCCAAAGUAUCGCAUGACACAAGGCAACGAUAUGUCAACUUCUUUGUUGAAGAAUAUAUGAAAAUCUGUAGAACAGUAAAUGAAGCAUUUGACAAGGCAUUGGCUGAGGAAAAGGCAAUUUAUGACCGUUGUGGCAGUAAAAAUAUGUACCUGAAUAUUACUGUGAACACUCUUAAAAAGCUGAGGGAUCACGGUAGCCUCUCUUCCAAUGGGCAAGCUAGUGGCAGCAGAUCUACCAAUGCAAAUGGAUCCGGAAAGUCAGAAGAGAAAAAUGAUCUUACAGGAAUUGUUCUCUAUAGACUACUGAAAGACUACAUCCUGACUGACGAACAACUAAAUGUAAAUCAUUUCCCUCAACCAAAUCCUGAAAAGCCUGGCAGUGCUGUAUUGAACGGAGUUACAAAAACGGCUGUAUCUGACCCUUGCAAAAGAACAUGCUGUAGAUGUGGAAAAAUAUAUGCUGUAACUUCUUCAGGAAAGCAUAUUCGUAAAGAAGAAUGCAACUACCAUUUUGGUAGAGUACAGAGGCAUAAAGUUCCUGGUGGCAUGGAAUCCCGCUACAGUUGUUGUGAAGGAGUUGUGGGGUCUCCCGGAUGCCAAGUUGUAAAGCUCCAUGUCCAUGAUGGACGAAAGGAAAACCUAGAAGGUUUUAUGAAGACCUUUAUCAAACCACCUCCACCUGAUGGGAACCAUGGGGUGUAUGCACUGGACUGUGAGAUGUGUUACACAACACAAGGCCUGGAGCUUACUAGAGUGACAGUGGUAGAUCCCGACCUACAGGUUGCCUAUAAUACAUUUGUUAAGCCUGAUAAUGACAUCAUAGACUACAACACAAGAUUUUCUGGAGUCACAGAAGAGGACCUGAAGAAUACUACAACAACUAUUCGGGAUGUACAGGCCAUCUUGUUAAACUUGUUCAGUGCAGCUACUAUUUUAAUUGGUCACAGCUUGGAAAGUGAUUUAUAUGCUGUUAAGCUAUUCCAUAACACUGUUGUGGACACAUCAAUAGUGUUUCCUCAUCGGCUAGGUUUGCCUCAUAAAAGAGCACUUAAAAAUCUAACAGCUGACUAUCUCAGAAGAAUUAUUCAAGAUGAUGGUACUUCUGUCUCUCUGCUGUGUCUUCCAUAGUAAAGAAAGAAUGCUGAAAAUGAAGAUGUGGGGUGGUAGUUUUCAACCUUUUUGGACUCAAGACACACCCCGCCAUAACUUUCGUGAAUUGAGUGGCACCCAGUUUCAAAAACAGAUUUAUAUAUUAUGGUCCUUAUCUUCUUCCAAGUGUUUUGAGCAGAGAGGUUAGGAAAUCCUUCAGGCAGUGACUAUCCUGUGCUGGUGUUAUCCACCUUGCUUAUCUCCUCCUUUCUGCAUUCUCCAAAGCACCCCAGGGUGCCCCAAUACUCUGGCUGAGAACCACUGAUUUUUGGGGUGAAGUUGUUGCUCUUAAAGUUGUUAACUAUUUGUUGGAAUGGCCUAAAGAGAGUACAGAUCUGAGUACUCUCAUCAGCAUCUUAAACUAGUAGCAUGUUUUUCUUAAAAAAAAAACAACAACCCCCCCCCCCCCCAUCUUGGAAUAUUUGUUCCCAUAUCUCAAAAUGGAUUUACCAAAAAAAAAAAUAUGCAGGUUCUGUGCCUAGGCUUUAGUCAUUCUGUUGAUGCAUAAAUAUUACUUGAGAUGGUUACUUUUAAUCCAAUAGUUGGUAUUUUUCCCUUUCCAGGGUUCAGUUUUAAAGUAAACUUUUAAAAUUUAAUUUCAUAUAAUUUGUCUCCAAUGUGUAGAUGCCUGUAAGCAAUAAUAUUAUAAUAUUUUGCAGCUCUGAGCAGCACUCAAACCAGAUUGUUUCAGUGAAGUGAAAUAGCUUUAUGCAGACUUCUGUUUUACCACAGACUGCUUCCAGUUCCCCAGGCUAGCUUGCAUAGCAUAUGCCACAGGCCUACAUUGCAUUGGGUGCAUCAGAUGCUACAUCACCAUGUGCCCAUUGUAACAACCUUGGAUUGUUUGUUUGCUAUGGUAGGGUGCUUAACCUUUUGACCCUAUGGUCCAGCUAAAGGCUAUGGGGCCAGUAUGGGCUGGAUCGAGCUCUGGGAACCCUGCACUUCCCUCGCCCAGCCACACAAGCAAGUAUCAAGCUUUAGGGCCCUUGUGCUGCCUCUGCCCAGCUUUGGAGCCAUGAGAAGCCCUGUGCGCCAGAUGACAUGGCACUGGGGACUGAACACCCCUGUUUUUUGGCAGUCUUUUUUUAAAAUGAAAAACAAGGGUGCUGGGAGGGAUUUAAGGAAGUAAAAAGAUCUUAAGUAGAACUAGAUACAAGCUUCAGCCGUAUUACAUGGAAGAUUUGUUUUGACUAUUGUGGCAGCUGAGGUCCCUGUAGCAAGGCAACAUGACUGGCUCAGCAAGCUCACUGCCAGUGCUAGCCAGAGGCUUUGGCUUGGAGCUUGCUCAGUGGCAGUGGGGGCAGCAGUG
Molecule: messenger RNA, 4703 nt
Organism: Alligator mississippiensis (American alligator)
Lineage: Eukaryota; Metazoa; Chordata; Crocodylia; Alligatoridae
Product: RNA exonuclease 1 homolog
Exons: 16
Coding region: 341-3373 (1010 amino acids)
Cellular component (GO): nucleus
Molecular function (GO): exonuclease activity; nucleic acid binding
Source: RefSeq, a predicted model, not a curated record